This is a messenger RNA of Corythoichthys intestinalis (scribbled pipefish), 4941 nucleotides long. It is a transcript of the gene rbm20, whose product is annotated as RNA binding motif protein 20. Bases 1123 to 4341 code for a protein of 1072 amino acids. The transcript has 14 exons. Gene Ontology annotation, cellular component: nucleus. Gene Ontology annotation, molecular function: mRNA binding; zinc ion binding. The record is from RefSeq and is a predicted model, not a curated record. Lineage: Eukaryota; Metazoa; Chordata; Actinopteri; Syngnathiformes; Syngnathidae. Gene Ontology annotation, biological process: regulation of RNA splicing.
AUACGUGAUACUACCAUUUCUAAUCAAAUCACAUUGUGAACCAGGAAAAAUGGGUGGAAAGAGUUGCUGUACAAAGCAAAGAGCUGCACCCAUUCGCAAGUGCUCCGUCUCACGAAAAUAACAUUUCAAAUCUCUUGUCGUUCGCAUUUUUACUUUCCACUGGCACCUUCAUGUAUUUAUGAUUUGCAUGUUACAUUUUUAGCUUUGCCAUGUCAUAAAUCUUAUGUAUAAUGAACACCACUUACCCUUGUCAGGGUCACAGGGUUCGGGAGCAUACUCCAGCUGACUUGGGCCGAAAAGUUGACUACACCCUAAAAUGGUCACCAGUCAGUCAUAGGUCGCACACAGAGACAUGACCAUUUGAACUCAAGAUCACAGCAUCACUGAAUGCAAAUAGAUCCCAUGCUACAACCUCAAAGUCAGGCGAAUUUCCCACUACACCAGGGGUCUCCAAACCGGUCAUCGAGGGCCGCUGUGGGUCCUCCUGGUUUUUGUUCAUACCGAUCAAGCACAGAUCUUUUAACCUGCACCAGCACCUGGCUGCAAUCAACUGAUUACACUUAUAAAACACCAGAUUGGUGAAAAGGUGUGGUCUUGUUUUGUUGGAGAGAAAUCCUGCACCCACUGCGGCCCUAUGUGGAAUAGUUUGGAGACCACUGCACUACACCAUCAAAGAUUUGACCCGCACCAAAUAAUGAAAGUAUACAGUGGGGAGAAGUAUUUGAUACACUGUCAAUGGGUUUUCCCAUUGACAGUGUAUCAAAUACUUGUUCUCCCCACUGUAAUUGAAUAUGGCUUGUUGCACGUUUCAUCUGCACCACUAGAUAGAGCUAGUCACUAAAACAGUGCCACUCCAUUAGCAGGGCUCAAAACUUUAGAACUCGGGUCUCCAAAUCAGUCCUCAAGGGCCACUGUGGGUCCUGGUUUUUGUUCAUACCGAUCGAGCACACACAAUAUAACCAAUGAGGUUUCUGCUAAAACAAACAGCACCUGACUGCAACCAAUUGAUUGCACUUGUAAGACACCAGAUUAGUGCAUAGGUGUCGUCUUGUUUUUUUGGAACAAAACCCUGCACCCAUUGCGGCCACAUAUGGAAUAGUUUGGAGACAACUGCUUGAAAACAUGUUGAAAUCAAGCUCUGUGCCAGUGAAUAGUGCGGAUAAGAAAGCCCCUAAAGUGGCGGGCCAGCUGUCCGGCAGUUUGCAAGCGGGGCUUCAGCAGCAAAGCCAGCAGCUUCUCCUGACUCCAGCCAGCCUUCAGCUUGCUCAGCUCCAGGCUCAGCUCGCUCUCCAUCGUCUUAAACUGGCUCAGGGCAGCAAUACAGCCACCACGGCCUCCGUUCUCAAUCAGGUUCUUUCCAAUGUUGCCAUGGCCCAGCCCCUCUUCAAUCAAAUGCGGAACCCCCAAGUUGGUUUCCCAACAGGGGUGCUUGGUUUUUCCGCUUCAAAUUCAGCCUUAUUGCCAGGAGGAUUCAACCAGAACCCAGGGAAUAUCAGACUGAACCACCAUGCUGCCGGGACCACAGUUGGCCAACAGGGUGUGGAGUUCGGUAAAAACUCUGGACCUGCGUACUCCGCUGAUAUUGACAGACGUCUUCAGUACAACUUGGGUGGUGCAGCAGCAGCAUCAGGGCCCGCAACUCAAGCCAAACAACUCAAUAAUGCUGGGUUUAAACAAGACUUUUACAGCCAAGAUAUCGCUAGCCAACAAGUUGGAUUCAAUGUUAAUGAUCAUAACAUAAAUUUGUAUAACUGUACUGGACAGACAGAGCAAUGGAACAGUCCCACUAGUGUCAGUCACACUGUAAAUCCACCACUGGCCUCUGAUGUUGCCACUGUUUGGCCAGCGCCUGGGCAAGCAGUGCUGUCCAGAAAUGAACUAUAUAACCCCGAGGAACCCACUACUGAUCACAAAUUCAAGCCCAAGAGUGGGGUUUUGUCUUAUGUCACUGACGGCACACAGGGUUUUGGGAGUUACCAACCCAUACACGGGAGCGAGGAAACCUUAUGUUCCGGUACCAGGACACUUCAGCCCUAUCAAGUUAAUGACUACCACGCUGUGACGCCAACUCAACUGCCACACCAGUGCAGUAUCUGUGACAAGAAAGUCUACAACCUCAAGGACUGGGACCAACACGUAAAGGGAAAACUACACCUUCAAAAUCGAAUGCUGUAUAAUACAGAAGGCUCGGCAGUGGCAUCAGCUGGGGCUGCUCACUACACGCUCGGUAGGCCCGCUGAUGGAGCGCUAAAUGGAGGGGACUCAAUGAGCUACACUACUGCCGAUCAAGAUAUUGCCUCUGGAGUCAACACCUCAUACUUGCCAGCUGCAGCCAUGAAGAAUUAUCCAUUGCCCAGCACGGGGUUCAGUUCACACCAGCCUGAGUCAAAGCCCUUUCCUCCGAGGAAGGCUACCACGGGACGUGUUGUUCACAUCUGCAACUUACCUGAAGGCAGUUGUACCGAGAAUGAUGUCAUCAACCUGGGACUGCCGUUCGGCAAAGUGACAAAUUAUAUCCUGAUGCGCUCUACUCAACAGGCAUUUCUAGAGAUGGCCUAUGUUGAAGCAGCUCAAGCAAUGGUUCAGUAUUACCAAUUGACUCCAGCCAUGAUAAACAAUCAGAAGCUUCUGAUUCGAAUGUCUAAAAGGUACCAGGAGCUCCAACUGAAGAAACCGGGUAAAGAUGUUCAGGCGAUCAUCCAGGAUAUUGCUUCUCAUUGGGAAAGAGACGAAAUGAAAGAACUUGAGCACUACGCGCCAGACAGAGCCCGUUCCCGCAGCCCGGUCAGAAGUUCCCUUAGCCCUCAAUCUCACAGCCCAAGUUUUACAUCAUGUAGUUCAACCCACAGCCCCCAGGCAGCACCCUGCAGGGCUCACGAGAGAGGCAGCAAUGGCCCAGCCCCACGCCGAGGUUCAUGGGAUUGGUCCUCACACUAUAGAAGAGGUGAGGAAGACAAGGAAAUGGAUGAACACUCCAGACGGAAUGGCUGCAGCACUGCCAUCGAUCGGCCUAACGAACGGCCAUCGGACCGACGGAAAGCCUAUGGGAAACCUCUAGAUUAUGCCAUCUGCAGGCCCACAGAUGAGCGAGGAGGAGGAGAUAAAGGAAUGCCUGGAAAAAGAGACUUCCCACGAGGCAGCCCUCAAGGCAAGUCCUUCAACUCCUACCGGAGCGUGGAGGAAAACCUCUACAUGAAGGUGAGCAGAUCCCAAUACCCAAGACAUGAUAGCAAGUCAAAGAGGAGGAACGGCAGCGACCACAGCAGGCAUUCGAGGCAUCUAGACAGCGAGAUGAUUGAUGAGCCACUUCGCAGAACUCCAGAAGAUAAGAAGCAUCGUUCGCUCAGCAGGGGGAGGACUAAGAAGCCAAACAAAAGGUGCACCACUGCAGAGAAACAUGACAGCCCUACCAGAAAUACUGAUGGUCAAGCUAAAGAACGGGUCUCACCUCAGGGUGACAACAAGCCAACAGAUGCUGCUGAACGUUUGAAACAUACUAACAAUGAGAAACUGUUGGAAAGUGGUGAAACCAGUGAUGACGAGUGUUGUUACCCCAAGAACAUGGAAGAAUUUCUCACAGUUGAUGAAGUGGGAGAAGAUGAUCUUAUUAUAGAACCGGAUCUUCCAGGGCUGGAAGAGGAUGCAGCUUGUCCUGAAGCGCCUGCAGAAGAACAAACACAAACAAUGGUGGAGACUUUACCAUCACCUUCCCUCCCAUUAGUGGCGUUGGAGACCUCCAUUACCAAAUCCAUUGAGGAAAAGACAUGUGAGGACGCUGAAAUCCCAACAGAAACCUUUGGAACGGAUAAAGGAAUUACAACUGAGACAAUCAUGGAAGAACACAAAAAGAGUCCUGUGACUUCCGAGCCACCAAUUUCAAAGCUGAGUGACUUUCACAAUGAAGAGUUUCAGGUAAAACUGGAGGAGACGUCUUCAGUUGCUAAAGUUAGCAACAGUGGGCCUUCGGAAGAAGAAGCAAUAAAGAGUAACGUUCAAACAUCAGAAGACAGCAAGGUCCAGGAUAUAAUACAGGACAUUGAGGCCAGCUCGAAUGCAACUCACAACAAGGUGGACGGCAUUCUUAAAAAAGAUAUUGAAGCGCCCUCAUCAUCUGUUGAGCAGGAGAGGCUCGUCAUUGAACACAUCAUCCCUUUAGGAGUGGAGUUCAUUGAGCCAAGGACUGGUUUCUUCUGUAAACUUUGUGAACUGUUCUAUACCAGUGAAGAGACUGCUAAGACGAGUCACUGUCGCAGCACUGUGCAUUAUAGGAACCUACAGAAAUACCUGUCCCAGCUGGCCCAAGAGAGCCUCAACCUUGCUGAACCUUCAACCACUCAGUGACAUUGUGCCAUUUCUCUUCAACAAUUCAACAAUAUGGAUACUUGCACUUGUAUUAAAUUACUGGAAUAAUGGUUGGAUACUUGGAAUUAUAAUAAUAAUUGUGUUAAAUUUUGUACAUACUCUGUAUAGCAAGGGUAUUUAUUAGUUUUAUGACAGGAAAAGAUGAAAAGGAUGGAUGGAUUGUAUUUUAAAAAAACAAAUUUUCUAUUUAAUUUGGAUAUUGACACACUUUACAAGUUUAAUUGCUUUCAAAAUAAAAUUGGACUUCAAGUUUGGCCUUUUUGAAUUUCCAAAAUAACAACAGUAAUGGCUUUUAUAAUAACAACUACAAAGUGACUUAAAUGAUGCCAAUGAAUGUUUUUACUCAGUUAAAACUGAGGCAGAUUCUCAGGUUAAUUGUAUAUUUUUGAGUUUCUAACUCAUUGUGUAAUACUUGCCAUUUAUUGAUAACUGGAGUCUUUGUAAAGCUUUUCUUGAACUCUGAUCUUGUGUGCAAUACAUUCGUUUUUCAGGUAAAAUUCAAAAUGUGGAAGAAUACUGAUGUAAUAGCUUUGCAAAACAUGUCUGCCUUGUAUUAUUGCCACUUUAAAUAUAAACAAC